AUGAGCAAAGGAGAUAUAGCUACCGCUCAAGUGAAUGGAGAGUUCUCCAUCAAGCCAGAGGCGAAGCAGCCUCAGCUAGACACCUCUCAGUGGCCAUUGCUGCUGAAAAACUACGACAAACUCCUGGUUCGUAGCUCUCACUUUACUCCCAUCCCACAAGGGUGCAGCCCUCUAAAGCGGGAUCUCCAAUCAUAUAUCAAGUCUGGAGUCAUCAACCUGGACAAGCCUUCAAACCCCUCAUCUCACGAGGUUGUUGCUUGGAUCCGACGCAUCCUUCGAGUCGAGAAGACUGGCCACAGCGGAACUCUUGACCCCAAGGUCACUGGCUGUUUGAUUGUUUGCAUUGACAGGGCAACGCGAUUGGUGAAGAGCCAGCAAGGCGCUGGUAAGGAGUAUGUUUGCGUCUUACGACUCCACGAUGCACUCGAGUCGGAAAAGGCCCUCCCUCGUGCUCUUGAAACCCUGACCGGUGCUCUCUUCCAGCGACCUCCCCUUAUUUCCGCCGUCAAGCGACAGCUCCGUAUCCGAACCAUUCAUGAGAGCAAACUCCUCGAGUUUGACAAUCAGCGAAACUUGGCUGUAUUCUGGGUUAGCUGUGAGGCCGGAACUUACAUCCGAACAUUAUGCGUCCACCUCGGCCUACUUUUGGGAGUUGGCGGACACAUGCAAGAGCUUCGACGUGUUCGUAGUGGUGCGAUGAGCGAGAAUGACGAUAUUGUAACUAUGCAUGACGUUUUGGACGCACAAUGGACGUAUGACAAUACCCGCGACGAAUCGUAUCUGCGACGGGUUAUCCGACCCUUGGAAUGCUUGAUGGUCGGUUACAAGCGAAUCGUCGUCAAGGAUAGUGCCGUCAACGCCGUCUGCUAUGGCGCCAAGCUCAUGAUUCCGGGAUUGCUGCGCUACGAGGCCAACAUUGAAGUACACGAGGAAGUCGUACUAAUGACCACCAAGGGAGAGGCCAUCGCGCUCGCUAUUGCUCAGAUGUCCACUGCUGACUUGGCAUCCUGCGAUCAUGGGGUUGUUGCUAAAGUCAAGCGAUGCAUCAUGGAACGUGAUACCUACCCCCGACGAUGGGGCCUCGGUCCUCGAGCUCUGGAAAAGAAGAAAAUGGUCAAGGACGGCAAGCUCGACAAGCACGGUCGGGCCAUUCAGGGCGUUACCCCUGCCUCCUGGACCAAAGAUUAUGUUGACUACUCUGUGCAGCAGGACGAGGAACCUGUUCCUACCCAGCCUCCUGUACCAGCCUCUGAACCUCCGGCCACCGUAGAAGAAGCGGAGACUGAGCCCAAGGAGAAGAAACGCAAGCGCAAAUCGGAGGUGGCUGAGGCGGACGUGACGAUGCAAGACGCCGAUGAGGAUGAAGGCAAAGACGAGGAAGAUGAGGAGGCGCGAAAGCAGCGUAGAAAGGAGAAGAAAGAGAAGAAGGAAAAGAAGGAAAAGAAAAGAAGGGAGAAAGAGGAGGCUGCGAAACUAGAGGAACAAACGUCUCCCGAGAGGAAAAAGGCCAAGAAGGCCAAAGAUGACGACGCAUCUACGGACUAG
Molecule: messenger RNA, 1545 nt
Organism: Rhizoctonia solani
Lineage: Eukaryota; Fungi; Basidiomycota; Agaricomycetes; Cantharellales; Ceratobasidiaceae
Product: centromere/microtubule binding protein cbf5
Exons: 8
Coding region: 1-1545 (514 amino acids)
Biological process (GO): snRNA pseudouridine synthesis; mRNA pseudouridine synthesis; rRNA pseudouridine synthesis
Cellular component (GO): box H/ACA snoRNP complex
Molecular function (GO): pseudouridine synthase activity; RNA binding
Source: RefSeq, a predicted model, not a curated record